Molecule: messenger RNA, 1377 nt
Organism: Suillus subalutaceus
Lineage: Eukaryota; Fungi; Basidiomycota; Agaricomycetes; Boletales; Suillaceae
Exons: 7
Coding region: 101-1225 (374 amino acids)
Source: RefSeq, a predicted model, not a curated record
UACAGUUCUUGUCCUUUGUUCCCGUGCACGUACUAAGCUUGGUCUGUACUGUUUCGAGGGAUGGCAAAAUCUUGCUUAGAACACCACCUCAGCACUACGUAUGCCGGCAGUUACACUGACCCAGGACGCGACCCCAAGCAUGCAGCUGACGUUCCCUAGCAGUUCGCAAGCGGAGUCAGUUCAAUUGCCUGCAACGCAGACUUUUAGUACAUCAUGCUCAGCAGAUCUCCCGCCCAGUGUCGGAUCCCGAGAAGUUAGGACUAUCCCCAAACCGCAGCCUAAGCGCCGACUCAAGCCUGAGGGAUCUUCACUGUCCGAGCACAUCAAAAACCGCGACUUACAAUGGUUUAAGGCGCAACAGCCACCAGCUGCUCAACCUGGUACGCUUGUAUUAUUGAAUAAUGUAGUAGUAGCCCCUACUGCAGAGAAGUCAAAGCCAUCUCGCGUGCCAGGAAGGAUAUAUCCAAGACCGCCACCCAGCGAACUAAUGACAACGAACCAGCCUACAGCUGCGGGAACCAUUCAUCGAUCGAAUGGCCUACAACCAGACAAUACGCCUCGAGACUCAGACAUACAUCCCUCGGCUCCAACGAAACCACCCGCGACACCUUCGGACUAUGUGGGAGUCAAAAAAGGCGAUUUUCCGUCGUGUCUAGGGGAUAUGGCUGUGAUGAUAUAUCGGAGAGGACUUGAAUCAGCUCGCAACACCAUUAACAUCACUUUCAAUCUCGAUGAUUUACAUUAUUCCUACAUUGCUCGGUGGGCGAAGUCGAAGCGUACUAAGUCCUCACUAACGUCAGAUUUGGAACAAAGUGUUUGUGUGUCGUUCGCUUGCUAUCACCUCCCUAGUCUCCCAUCCAAUCCACUAGAAGGUGAUGGACUUACGCCACGCAUUGAGAUACUGAUGCGUUCGCCAUGCUCGUGGCCCACAUCUGGGGACCUUUCACUGCAGACGAAGCGGGACGGGAAGGAUUUUAUCAUUCCACUAGCUCCACCGAUUUUCGUUACUCCAGAUAAUUGCAUCGAUAUCUCUGCUUUCAUCAGAAGUGGAGAAAAUACCUUUUCAGUGGUCCAACAGAGCGACAUGUCAGACUAUUUGUUUAUGUUCCUCGUCCACUAUCCCACGCCGGAGCAACUUAGCUAUCUUGCUUCGUGCAGAGGUAGACGUGAGGAGUGGGCGAAGAGCAUACGUGAUCUUUGCAAGCUUGAGCUGAGGGAACCGUAACUUAUGGAGGCGAUCGCCGUCAGAAGUUAUAUAAUCUCGCCAUAUCAGUUAACACAUUAUACCUAAGUCGAGCUUGUACUUCACUCUUGAGUACGACCUGAGUUUUAUUAGAUAACGCCAUGGACUCGAUGACGAGUUGAUUUUGCCGGCUC